AUUGACUAGAAACCAUUAACUCCUCUCCUGUACAUCCACCAUUUUCUUCUCCUUUACUAUCAACACUUCCCCUUGAAAAUAUACAAAUAAACUCAUUAUGGGGAAGGAACAAUUUUCGCGUUCAAGUACAAGAGCACCUCGUCAUGAUCCCCUUCAUGUUCAGCUCAUGGGUCCGUCUGACAAUGACCCCCUGGGCAAGCAACCCAGAGCAAAGGCCGCCAGAAAUGAGCGCAAGAACAGACCUGAUGCUAACUUUGUCGAUGCAAAACUGUCCAGAAAAAUUUUGUCUAUUGCACAAGAGCAACAGGAUGAGAUCAGAAGAGAGGAGCGAGGAGGCCUUUCCUCUGACGAGGAGGAGGGAAGCACAUUUGGUAAGAAAUCGGGAUCAGGACCCACCAGGAACCUAAUUCCAGCCAUUGGCGACAGUGACGAAGAUGAGUCGGACAUUGAGGACGGAGACGAUUUUGGUACAUACGAUGAGAUCGAAAUUGACCAACAGGAUGCUGAAUUACUCGCCAAGUUUAUGCCUGCUGCACCCAAAGAAAAGAAAACACUGGCAGAUCUGAUUAUGGAAAAGAUUAAUGCUCAGAACGCUGCAAAUGCUGCAGCAGCAGCCGCUGCUUCAAGCGAUAUGACAGUACUGGGUUCAGAAAAUAAGAAGGGACCCUUGGAUACUGCAAUGGACUAUGCGGAUGAUGAUGACGCUACCACUAGCGCGGAUCGCCCAAUGCCUAUGGGUCUGAGUCCUAAAGUCAUUGAAGUCUACUCUAAAGUGGGUUUGUUAUUAUCUCGUUACAAAUCUGGAAAACUGCCCAAGGCCUUCAAGAUCAUUCCUUCACUUCAGAAUUGGGAGGAAAUUCUGUACAUCACUGCACCUGAGAACUGGACAGUCCAUGCCACUUAUCAGGCUACCAGAAUCUUUACAUCCAACUUGAAGGAGAAGCAAGCACACAAGUUCUUCAGCUUGGUAUUAUUGGACAAAAUCAGAGACGACAUUGCAGAAAACAAGAAGUUAAAUUACCAUCUUUAUAUGGCCUUGAAGAAGUCGCUGUACAAGAGUAAGGCUUUCUUCAAGGGUAUCUUGUUCCCACUUUGCGAGUCCGGUAACUGCACACUCAAGGAAGCAGCCAUUGUUGGAUCCGUUAUCACCAAAGUUAGUAUACCUGUUCUGCACUCUGCUGCCGCUCUUCUGCGAUUAGCUGAUAUGGAAUACACUGGGCCCAACUCCCUCUUUAUCCGUGUAUUAUUGGAUAAGAAGUAUGCUUUGCCAUACAAGGUCAUUGAUGCAUUGGUGGAUCAUUUUUUGAGAUUCAAGAUGGAUCCUCGGAUAAUGCCUGUUCUCUGGCAUCAAUCUUUCCUGAUCUUUGCUCAACGCUAUAAAUCCGACAUCACACCAGACCAAAAGCAAGCCCUGGUUGAGCUCCUACGUUUUAAGACCCAUGAGGGUAUCUCACCCGAAAUCAGAAGAGAAUUGAUGAACAGUGUGGCUCGUGGAGAAAUGUUACCCGAACCAACUGACGACAUGUUGAUGGAUAUUUAAUGAAUAGAAGGAAAUUACAGUUCUUGAUCUUUCUCUUGCAUCUUAUACAAUCACUAUCUAUUUUUUCUCAUACUUCUUUACUUAUCACUCUUCCCACGCCUGCUCACAUCAUACUCAUGC
Messenger RNA from Lobosporangium transversale, 1660 nucleotides. RefSeq names its product Bystin-domain-containing protein. Gene Ontology annotation, cellular component: cytoplasm; nucleolus; preribosome, small subunit precursor. NCBI's taxonomy places the organism in Eukaryota, Fungi, Mortierellomycota, Mortierellomycetes, Mortierellales, Mortierellaceae. Gene Ontology annotation, molecular function: snoRNA binding. Gene Ontology annotation, biological process: rRNA processing. The record is from RefSeq and is a predicted model, not a curated record. The transcript is spliced from 3 exons. Bases 98 to 1540 code for a protein of 480 amino acids.